AUGGCAGACUAUGAGCGAACAGUUUUGGAGCACUACCAACUCUCUACUGCCUACCCCGUGGAAUGGCCUGCGGAAAAGGACAACAGCGAUGCCUCUGACGAAGAGGAAGAAGUAAAUCGCGCACCGAAUGGCAACAUUCCCAAUUCAAAGUCGAGGUAUUCUGCGUUGCAACGAGCUGAGGGCGACAGAAAGAGUAUCCCAGGCUCACAAAGGGGAGACAAUGGAGUCGAGACCAUGGUGCAGAGGGACGAGCCGGAUCCACUGGGCAGUACAGAUAGUGUUGUGAGGAUUCUACGGCAGCUGGGUCUGCCAGUACAGGAGGAUCCGAGGCUACGUAAUCGGUUUCUUAUGUCCUCGACCACAUUCUCCCCAGCUCUAUUCUUAUCUCAAGUACACUCUACUGCUUCUACACAGGACCUUAUUCAUGGCCUCGACGUGCUGUCGAGGUCGAUUGACCAGAAAUCUGCGUCUUUGAAGGUCUUGGUCGAGUCCAAUUUCGAGCGCUUCGUUCGCGCCAAAGCCACAAUUGACAAUGUCUACACCGAGAUGAAAUAUCGCGGUGUACAACCGCCUCAGCCAACUUUGGGGCCUCGAUCACGCCAUGCCAGCAGAACUAGCUUCCGGGCAAGCAGUGGAAACCAGGCGGGCAUGAUCCUAGCCCCUCCAGAUGCCAGGAAGAAGAAUGCCUUGACGAAAGAGAGCGAGUAUGGAGUUCUGGGCAUCAAGACCCCGCUUUUGGACGUCUCUGCAAAGGCCGAGGAAGUAUGGGGCCCGGCACUCGGGGGCCGUGAGAAGGAGGACAGCUACAAAGUCAUGGGCGGGACUGUUCAGCGCUACAAAGACUUGUAUGAAGUCGGUGCCGCUAUUACAGAUAGCAUCAAGCGAAAAGACUACGAAAGCGUUGUAGAGGAAUAUGCAAAAGUAAGGCGAUUUGCCGAAGAUGCGAAAAAGCUCUCUGUGGCUCUGGGCGAUUCACCUCCGACAGACUCCCAGAUAUAUCAAUUACUGCUGGCAGCACGUGUUUGGAACGACGUGGAAGAGCAAAUCGGGGAUUUCAAGCGCGAUGUCUGGAAACGACUUGUUGCAAUGCAAAAUGUUUCUACCAGGACAGGCGGCAUGGAGGGCCCCCAAGAUCAGCAUAUGGAAUUGAUUGGCGUCUUACUCGAACUCGGUGUGACUGACAACCCUGUUUGGGUUUGGCUGUUAAGCCGUUAUGACCAUCUGAAGAGCAAGAUCCAGACCACUUCGGAAAGAACCAAGAUUGAAAUCGAAAUAUCACGGAGGCGCCUGGCGAAUAGUGAGCGACCGACUACCCACCUAAUAGCAUCGCAUUUGAGAUCCCUUGGUAGACAGACACUUGAGGAGAAACCUACUUCGGUGGACUCAUCGGAAAUUAUUGAGUUAUGGGAGAAGAUUCAUACAUUUCUCAGUGCUAUGCUUGCCGCUGAUGGAAUCCUUGGGGAGGUUCUUGAGUUCUGGCAGACCAUUCAGAAUUUCAUCGAUGGAAAGGCCCAAAAGUCCCUUCCUUCCGGUAUCAAUGGGGAGUCUCGCCACCACCAUCGACUUUCGGAUGAGGGCAUUCUCCAAUUGCAGAAAGGAACGAUCGAGCUAAUAGAUAUGAUGCGGGAGAGCAUAUUUGCAUUUUUCUCUGAGCCGCCGAUUGAGGAUAUAUCCGCACUAUUUUCACCAUUGCCAGCAACUCCUCGAACACCCGUAUUCUCUGGAGCUGGAUCACUGACUCCAUCGGCACUCCGAGAAACUCGUUUUAAUCUGGACCCUAACGACAUCCCUCCCCCUUCACCCAGAAGAGGGGAAGCCUGGGAGAAACAUGCGUUCUGGCCUCCCUGGUCGAAUUCCUUGAGCGCGGUCCAUUACUUGGGCAAACUGCUAGUUUUGGUGGGAACUGGGGCCAGUGAGAUGGCGGCGAUUUCUCCUAUUGGAAAUGGCGACGGCUCUGCUCUGGAGCGAUUGAAGAGCCUUGUUGGCGAGGCCAGAGAACGAUGCGUGAUUGCUGUCUGUGCUGCAUGGAACAAAGAUGCCGAGGACAUCAAGGUUCUGGAAGACUGGAGACGAUCUCCUGAAAAACGGGAUCUGACUAGAAUGCCUGCUUACUUCAACGCUUUCGAAAGCGCAGUCUUGACAGGUAUGCAGAAAAUUCUCUACAUCUCUGACGCUAUGGUAAAGUCCGAUCCUACCAACAUUGUCUUUCCACCACCUACCAAACUUCUUCAGAUGGUUCGAAGUCAAUUUGUCACCACGCUCUACAGGUCGUUGAGCGGCAUGGUAGAAAAUGCCGAAAAAGCUGUGAAGAAGGCCGAGGAUGACUGGACAACGGACAAUGAUGGCUUGGCGAGUCCUGUUACAAUGAUGGUCGCAACUAGUAUUGGAGCUGGAACUGUCGAUGCCAGUGACCGAAACGUUCGCAUGCUUCUUACCUUGAGCAACCUUCAAGCCCUCAGGACCGACGUCGUCCCCAACCUGACCACGCAAUUCGAGAGCGCCUUUGCUGUAAAGCUGACCGAGGAAACAAAAACCAUCCGCGACGUUCUCGGCCAAAUCGAUGCACGUCUGUUCCAAUCAUACACCCGUCCGGCAGUCAACUCUCUCAGCGCCAUCAUUCGUGCUGGUAUCUCCUCCCCUGACUGGUCCCCUGGAUCUUCAGAGAAGCCUCGCGAGGUCCGCGCCUACGUCUAUGAGGCUCUCCUCGGUCUUGUCCUUGUCCAUACUCAAGUAUCCACCACCGCUUCCACUCUCACCGCACAAGUACUCUCCUUCCUGCUAGAGCAGAUCUCUCGGGAACUCCUCGAAGCCUUCAAGGCACGCCAACGCUAUACUCUCUCCGAGCUAAUGCAAGCAACCCUUGACCUAGAGUUCGUAGCCCAAACUUUAAAUCAAUACACCACCGAGCGAGCGAGCGAGAUCCAAAGUCAGAUUUACCAAGAGCUGGAUAAGGGCACCGACAAUGAUGCGAGAAGCAGAUUGCAGAGCGAGUUGCCAGAAAUGAGAGCUGUAUUGAAGAGACUGAGAGAGGGGAGUAGGAGUGAAUUUGCCUGCUUCAAGAAACCUAGGAGAGCCGAGAGGCCCUCCGCAACCCAGAGUCCAGGUAGUUCGCAGCCGAAUGAUGGGCAGGUUAUGUGA
Molecule: messenger RNA, 3138 nt
Organism: Drepanopeziza brunnea f. sp. 'multigermtubi' MB_m1
Lineage: Eukaryota; Fungi; Ascomycota; Leotiomycetes; Helotiales; Drepanopezizaceae
Biological process (GO): Golgi to plasma membrane transport; exocytosis
Cellular component (GO): exocyst
Source: RefSeq, a predicted model, not a curated record